Molecule: messenger RNA, 1127 nt
Organism: Peromyscus maniculatus bairdii (prairie deer mouse)
Lineage: Eukaryota; Metazoa; Chordata; Mammalia; Rodentia; Cricetidae
Gene: Gtf2a2
Product: general transcription factor IIA subunit 2
Biological process (GO): transcription initiation at RNA polymerase II promoter
Cellular component (GO): transcription factor TFIIA complex
Source: RefSeq, a predicted model, not a curated record
CGCGCGUCUGCCUCGGAGAGCGGACAGGAGCGCUUCCGCCGCCGUGAGGAGGGCACCCCGCAGUUCUGCAGCCGGGGCCGCCUUCGGGGAGUGGAGGUGGCGGGGCAGCGCGCUCGGGCAGGCGUUGAGGUCGCUCCUAGCUGAGGUCUCCGAAAGGAUGCCCAGGUGUCAGGCGGGAGGGUGACCCGGCUCUCCGCCGGCCCGUUUUCAAGUGUCCGUCUCCCUGACCUCCCCCGGCCCCGGUCCACACGCGUGUGCUGACUGGCGAUUACCUUCAGCGGACUCAGUGUCUCGUUUGACCCCCGCCGCGGGUCAGGUUCUGUGCCCGGCCCGCAGGUUGUCUCAGCGAACAAAACAACAAAGAUCCAUGCCCUCGUGGGCCCUACAUUUAUGCAGAGAAGAAAUAGAAGACCGUUAUGUAACUUGGCAUAUGGUGCCAACAACAACAAAAAAAAAAAAUUUGAGCGAGCUAAAGGGACAUCAAUGCAAGCCUGAAGAAAAAGUAAUUGCUCCAUUUUAAGCCAUGGCAUAUCAGUUAUACAGAAAUACGACUUUGGGAAACAGUCUUCAAGAGAGCCUUGAUGAGCUCAUACAGUCUCAACAGAUCACCCCCCAGCUUGCCCUUCAAGUUCUGCUUCAGUUUGAUAAAGCUAUAAAUUCAGCAUUGGCUCAGAGAGUCAGGAACAGAGUCAAUUUCAGGGGCUCUCUAAAUACAUACAGAUUCUGCGAUAAUGUUUGGACUUUUGUAUUGAAUGAUGUUGAAUUCAGAGAGGUGACAGAACUUAUUAAAGUGGAUAAAGUGAAAAUUGUAGCCUGUGAUGGUAAAAAUACUGGCUCCAAUACUACGGAAUGAGUAGAGAAAUGCAGCUUGUUUAUGCCACCUUCUGUUAUUUUCAUCGAUUGUUGAAGAAAAACAUAGAAGAGACUUUUUUUUAAUUUAUUCUCACGGUGCAGAAAUGACAACACUGUGCUAUACUACCCAAGGGUUCCACAGAGGAAAAGCAUGUGACUCUGUUCUCUUUCAUGACCUUUAGUACACAACAGAAAGAAAUGUAACUUUUUUUUAUGACAAAUCAAAAGUGGUUGCCUUCCUAAGAAUAUUCUUCAAUAAACUUGUUUUAAAACUU